This is a messenger RNA of Panicum virgatum (switchgrass), 2561 nucleotides long. Its product is annotated as probable serine/threonine-protein kinase CST. The transcript is spliced from 12 exons. The record is from RefSeq and is a predicted model, not a curated record. Lineage: Eukaryota; Viridiplantae; Streptophyta; Magnoliopsida; Poales; Poaceae. Bases 395 to 2329 code for a protein of 644 amino acids. Gene Ontology annotation, molecular function: ATP binding; protein kinase activity. Gene Ontology annotation, biological process: protein phosphorylation.
AAUUUGUGGCAAACAAACAAAGGCACAAUUAGAAAUAUUUUUUUUCUUUUCUCUUCUCUUUUUCCUUCUCCAAGCCCAGCCUCCGACCUGAUGGGCGCGGCAGGCGCGCUGUCCACCUAGUUGUUUAAACUCUCGUUCUAUACCCAUCAAGAAAUUGAGCUGCUAAAGCCACACCAUCACGCUUCUGAGCAUUCUCCCGUCCUAUACCCAUCAACUGGUCUGUCAUCUUCAUCUCGGCCGCAAGGCAAAUCAACUUGUUCGCCCUGUCCAGCAUCUCUGCGGGUGUUCUCCAGCUUUUCUACGAUUGGUUUCACAAAAUCCAGAGUCUCUGCGGGUGUUCUCCAGGUGAACUCUGCUUCUGGUUUGUGAAGGGUGAUUCCAGCGCACCAAUAGAAUGCAGAACUCACAACUUUCAAGUGCAUUUCCAAGGGAACCAACACUAGAAUUUCUAAAACACAUCACAGAAGACUUCUCAAGUGAACGAGAGGUCGGGCGUGGUGGAUUCGGUGUGGUUUACAAGGGCAUACUUCAAAGUGGACAACAGGUUACUGUGAAGAAGCUUGUGCGAACAACAGGAAUUCAUGACAGACGGUUUCAGAAUGAGGUUGGCAAUCUCCUGAUGCUGGAGCACAAAAAUAUCGUCAAGCUACUUGGUUCUUGCUACCACGCAGAAAAGAAAUUGGUGGAGGUAAAUGGCAGAUUUGUUUUCUCAGAUGUCCCGGAAAAGUUUCUCUGCUAUGAGUAUCUCUCUAAUGGCAGCCUUGACAACUACAUCUAUGGUGAAUCCUCCCGACUUGAUUGGCCCAUGCGCUUCAAAAUAAUAAUAGGGAUAUGCAGUGGCUUACAUUUUCUACAUGAGGAGCGACGUGAGGCCAUCGUACACUUAAACCUCAGGCCGAGCAAUAUAUUGUUGGAUGAUAAUAUGGUGCCCAAAAUUGUAGAUUUUGGCUUGUCCAGAUUGUUCGGCGAAGAACAAACCAGGAUUCUCACCCAAAACGUGGUGGGAUGGAUAGGAUACAUAGCCCCAGAAUAUAACUACAGAGGCGAAGUCUCAGUGAAGUCAGACAUAUACAGUUUGGGUGUUCUUAUUCUCGAGAUAGUGACAGGAUUGGAGAAGGACCUCAAUGCUGAAGACAUUUCUUCGAGGUUAUUUAUUGAUAAUGUAUUUGAAAAUUGGACGAAUAAGUCGCAUAUAGAAUCAAAGUAUCCAACACUGGAAGAAAAGUACCUGCAACAGGUAAAAAGAUGCAUUGAACUUGGAUUAAACUGCAUGGAAAUUGAUCCAAAGAACAGACCAACUGCGGGAUCAAUACUUGCUAAACUGGAAGAAAUAAAUGAUGAAGCUAGAAUACCUGAAAUCAUGGAGAAGAAGCUGCAACCAAUAAGUGCAUUCCCAAGAGAACCAAAACUGCAAUUUGUAGAAGGUAUCACAGGGAACUUCUCCAAUGAACGAGAAAUUGGAAGAGGUUCUUUUGGGGUAGUUUAUAAGCAGGGAGUGCUCCAAAGUGGAGAAGUUGCUGCAGUAAAGAGGCUUUUGGUAGUUUCACAAAUUAAUCAGGAUAAACAAUUUGAGAAUGAAGUACGCAGUCUGAUCGAUGUCAACCAUACUAACAUAGUGCAGUUAAUUGGGUAUUGUUAUGAAAUACAGCGGAAACUGAAGCAAUCCAAUGGAAAAUAUGUUUUUACAGACACACGAGAAAUGAUACUCUGCUAUGAGUAUUUGCCUAGAGGAAGCCUCGACAAGUAUCUUUAUGGUGAAUCUGAUGAACUUAAUUGGAACAUGAGCUUCAAAAUAAUACUGGGGAUUUGUCGGGGUUUACGGUUCUUACAUGGACUGCAAAGGCCCAUAAUUCAUAUGGAUCUCAAACCUAGCAACAUAUUGUUGGAUGAUAAUUUAAUGCCAAAAAUUGCCGAUUUUGGUUUAUCUAGGCUCUUUGGUGAAGAGCAAACUCAUGCAAUCACUUCAAAUGUUUUGGGAUCAAGAGGAUACAUGGCUCCGGAGUAUUAUUACAGAGGUGAAGUGUCAACUAAAUCAGACAUUUUCAGUCUGGGUAUUCUAAUAAUCGAGAUAGUAACUGGGCUAAAAAUCGAUUCUAACACUGAAGACAUCUCAUCUAACAACCUUAUCGACAAUGUACGUAAAAAUUGGACAAAAAUGCCACAGAUAGCAUCCAAGUACCCAGGCUUAGAAGCAAUCUGCCUCCAACAAGUUAAAAGAUGCAUCGAUGUUGGGUUAACUUGUGUGAGCUCAAAUCCAAAAGAAAGGCCCUCUGUGCAGGUCAUUAUUGACCGGCUUAGUGGAGGAAGCUCCUAUCCAUCCAACAGCUAGAUGAUAACACUUCUCGAACUGCUUGGUACAACCUUCCUCGUUGUGCCAGCGUAUCGUCCAGGAGGGUCGCCUGUGGGUGCAGGCGGGCAAUAGAGCUCUAUGGUCGCUAGUGCAACUUUUGUAAUGUAGUUCCCCCCCCCCCCCACCCCCCCACCUAUGGUUUGUAACACUCUUAAAUGUCAGCUCGGUUAUCUGAGGGACGUUCGUGAAAAAAAAAACUGCUUUGUUUGAA